This is a messenger RNA of Talaromyces marneffei, 1746 nucleotides long. RefSeq lists its product as uncharacterized. Gene Ontology annotation, biological process: tRNA splicing, via endonucleolytic cleavage and ligation. Gene Ontology annotation, cellular component: mRNA cleavage factor complex; nucleus. The record is from RefSeq and is a predicted model, not a curated record. The coding region runs from base 1 to 1746 and encodes 581 amino acids. Lineage: Eukaryota; Fungi; Ascomycota; Eurotiomycetes; Eurotiales; Trichocomaceae. Gene Ontology annotation, molecular function: polynucleotide 5'-hydroxyl-kinase activity. The transcript is spliced from 3 exons.
AUGUCUCUUCCUGGAUUAGAGCUAGCUGAAGCAGCAGUCGAAGCCCAAUACGCUCCUCCUCCACCUACACAGGUUAAUCUGCGCGCUGGGUCCGAAUGGAGGUUUGAGAUUGCAUUUGGUGCGACGGUUCGAGUCAAGUUACUCACCGGCACCGCAGAACUCUUCGGAACCGAACUCGCGCCUUUACAAACAUACACCUUCAGCGGCACGAAAGCGGCAAUAUACACCUGGCAUGGAUGCACCUUAGAGAUUACGGCAGGUGAGACUGUCAACACGACAAAUGGAUUUGCGCCGGGCGGUUCUACGACCUUCACCAGCGGAGUAGGAGGAGGCGGUCAAACACAAGGUUACGGCACAGGUGGAUGUCAAAGCGAAUACGUCGCCGAGGACACACCCAUGGUGGAAUAUAGUAACGUUCAUUUCGGCCUGGAGACAAUGAGGCAAGAGGCCCAAACAGAAGGCGGGAAAGAUGGACCUCGAGUGUUGAUAUUGGGACCUGAGAACGCGGGCAAGACGACGCUGACAAAAAUACUGACGGCAUAUGCGACGAAGAUGGAUCGACAACCCGUCGUGGUGAAUUUGGACCCGACGGAGGGUAUGCUGACUGUUCCGGGGACAUUGACGGCGACUGCGUUUCGGUCGAUGAUUGAUGUUGAGGAAGGAUGGGGGAGUAGUCCCAUGUCUGGGCCCAGUCCUAUCCCUGUUAAGUUGCCAUUGGUCUAUUUUUAUCCGAUGAAGAGUCCGCUGGAGGCGGAUGGGAAUGUCUUCAAGCCUAUUGUCUCUCGACUAGCGCUUUCGGUGACGGCGCGCAUGGCCGAGGAUGACGAUGCGCGAGAGGCAGGUAUAAUCAUUGACACGGAUGGCAGUCUUGGUUCAGGGACGCCAAAAGCGCUGGAGUUGAUACAUCAUAUCGUCACGGAGUUCUCUAUAUCAACAAUCCUUGUCAUCGGCUCAGAACGCCUCUACAGCACCAUGGUGAAAAACUACGACCAAAAACCGACCACAAGCGCAUCAGCAACCCAUUCCGACGAACGCAUCACAGUCAUCAAACUCUCCAAAUCCGGCGGCUGCGUUGACAGAGACGAAGCAUUCAUGAAAGCCGUCAACGAAUCUCAAAUACGAUCUUACUUCUUCGGCACAGUGGCGACGAGUACCGCCAGCGCUGUGGCUCCGAGCGUAGUAGCAUCAAUAUCCGGUGGUGGUGGGAGUAAUAGUAAUAAAGUUACGCUGUCUCCGCAUACUCAACAACUCGAUUUUGGAUCCUUGGCUUUGUACAAUUAUACAAUCACGUCUACUCAAACAGAGGAGGAAGAAGAAGAUGAAUAUGAUCCAUCGAAUUUUGGCGCCGGCGCAGAAUCAUUCUCAUCUCUCGCAGACCAGCAACAAGAUAUGACUACCACCACCACCACCACCUCCUCCUCCUCAAACGCUCCCUACGACCCCUUAUCAUCAACAUACUCAUUCUCCGGCCCCACGAACGACAACGAUACUCUGCCGCUGAAAAAAUUCACGCAACCCCCAACUCUAGCCCUCGCAAACUCCUUGAUUGCAAUCACGCACGUCCCGCCCAAUGCGCAGCUAACCGAUAUCAGAGACUCGAGUAUCAUGGGCUUUGUUUACGUUGCUGAUGUAGAUGCUGACAAGAAGAAGAUCCGGGUCUUGGCGCCUGUUGGUGGGAGGAUGCCUGCUCGAGCGCUGGUUUGGGGGAAGAAUUGGCCUGGGGAGGUUGUUGGGUUGGUUGGUUGA